GAGCGGAACGAGCGCGCGCACAGUUGUUAGAGCUCUGCUGGGUUUCUAACGGUCGUGACACGGCGUUAACUGACGGGUAGAGGAUCGUACGGGAACUAUUAGUGUUUGUUUUUUAUUCUUCUUUAUUGGAUAUUUGUUUAUCAAUAUAAACAUGGCAGUGACUGAAGCUGGAUGUGAUUUAACUUACUGCAAAAUGAGGGGAAUUGUCACCGUUCUCACCGCUUUCAUCAAGGAGAGAAAAAUGGGGUUGAAUGACUUCAUCCAGAAGCUGGUGUCUACCCCACAUAUCUGCCAACAUGUUGAAGUUAACAACUUCCUGAAGAUUGAUGAGAAUCAAAAUGAGGAAGUUGAAGAUGAUGAACAUCCUGAAAGUCCGAUGUACCUACAUUCACGAAGUUCACUGGCUGAGGAAACUCAGAUCAAACCCUGUGAUUUUGACUACCUCAAAAUCAUCGGCAAAGGCAGCUUUGGAAAAGUUCUGCUCGCUCGACACAAGGAGUCCACCAAAUACUACGCUGUCAAAGUGCUUCAGAAGAAAAUCAUUAUGAAGAAGAAAGAGCAAAAGCAUAUCAUGGCUGAGCGCAGCGUGCUGAUGAAGAACAUCAAGCAUCCCUUCCUGGUGGGGCUGCACUACUCCUUCCAGACUACUGACAAGCUGUACUUUGUACUUGACUAUGUUAACGGCGGAGAGCUGUUCUACCACCUCCAAAGGGAGAGGAUCUUCCUGGAGCCGAGAGCCAGAUUCUACGCGGCUGAAAUUGCAAGUGCACUUGGCUACCUCCACUCCCUGCACAUUGUGUACAGGGACCUGAAGCCUGAAAACAUCCUGUUAGACUCACAGGGACAUAUUGUCCUCACAGACUUCGGCCUCUGCAAAGAAGGCCUUGAGAACAAUGGAACUACAACAACCUUCUGCGGGACACCAGAGUACUUGGCCCCUGAGGUCCUCCAGAAGCAGGCGUACGACCGCACUGUUGACUGGUGGUGUCUUGGAUCGGUGCUCUACGAGAUGCUCUAUGGGCUUCCCCCGUUCUACAGUCGCAACACAGCUGAGAUGUACAACAACAUCCUGCACAAGUCUCCGGUGCUUAAGCCCAAUGUGUCAAACGCAGGCAGGGAGCUGCUCGAGGGGCUCCUGCAGAAGGACCGCACCAAGAGGCUGGGAGUGAAGGAUGACUUUCUUGAACUCAAGUACCAUUCCUUCUUCUCUCCAAUCAACUGGGACGACCUGAUGUCCAAGAAGAUAACACCGCCAUUCAUCCCCUCAGUGAGUGGUCCCACAGACCUCCGACACUUCGACCCGGAGUUCACACACAUGCCCGUGUCCUCCUCUCUGUGCAACGACACCCUGACUGUGAGCAGCAGCGUCAAGGAAGCAGCCGGAGCUUUUCCAGGCUUCUCUUACGGUCCUCCGGCAGGCCACUCCUUUAUGUGAACGCCAACAUCUCUGCCCUUCUUUCCCGGGUAACACACAAGAUUUGGGACACAAGCUCUGGAUUGAGAGUCUAAUUUUAACAGAGGGACCACACCGGAGCAGCCUGUUCUGGGGACGUUACAGAGCCUGAUCAAAGGAGCUAACUGACAAAUGGACACCAGGGGGGCAGAUCUUGAGGGAUCUUGCAUGAAAAGUGUACAGAUGGGCACUCCUGUUACAACAACACUGGCCCUACUCUUCUGCCUCAACCACCCAAAACUAUAAUACAUGUGUGCCAAGUAUGGAUGCACUCCGGGGUCAUAACACAUCACUCUCACAGCUACUGGUGAAGUGACAUGAAGAGAAGUGCCUGAGGUUUGAAAGGCAGUUUGGACGGCAGCAGUAGCAGCAUUGGCAAGAGCCAUCUUUAUGAAAAAGAAAACACAAACAUUUCACUUGUUUGGACUUUUGACCAGGGCGCUAGCUGUUAAGGUGGAUGCCUUCAUUACAUGUCUUUAUGUUAAAACAGUUUUUUGUUCUAAAUGUAUUGUUAUUUUCAUGUGAAUGCUCAAUUGCACUUGAGGAAACAAGGGUCAAGAAAAGUGAAAAUAUUCUGCUUUAAGUAUCAAUUUAUGGACUAGACAGCUUCAUAUCUUUUCACUUUUAUUUCAUAUCUCUGCUUUGAACAAGGAAAAAUAAUGGCAUUUCAAUAUUUUACACUAAUAGUGGACCAAACAGUUAACUAUGGUAUGCUUUAACACAAACACUUUUUUUGACCGGUUUGUCCUCAAAAACUGAAGAUCAAAGUCUUGUGCACUGUGUCGAAGAAAGAAGUUACAAUAACUUAUAUUGUAUUGCAAAACCAAUAUGGUUACUAAAAACAUUCGCUCUUUACUUAUGAGAAGGUUCUGCAUAUAUUAUAAAUGAGUUAUAAAUCUUUCCUAGUGUGUGUGUA
Molecule: messenger RNA, 2369 nt
Organism: Cottoperca gobio
Lineage: Eukaryota; Metazoa; Chordata; Actinopteri; Perciformes; Bovichtidae
Product: serine/threonine-protein kinase Sgk1
Exons: 13
Coding region: 152-1435 (427 amino acids)
Biological process (GO): protein phosphorylation
Molecular function (GO): protein serine/threonine kinase activity; ATP binding; phosphatidylinositol binding
Source: RefSeq, a predicted model, not a curated record